AUGGGAAAGUCUAUAGAGUUAGCGAAGAUCCUCCAGAAGAGAAAAAUCAACAUAGCUUCCGUCCAGGAUACUAGAUGGGUGGGUUCGAAGGCUCAAGAUGCUGAUGGGUUUAAAUUGUGGUACUCAGGACGCGAGAAAGGUAAGAAUGCGAUAGGUAUCUUGGUUGAUAGGGAACUUAGGGAGCUAGUUGGAGAAGUUAGGAGGGUGACUGACAGGCUAAUGGCUAUUAAGCUGGGUGUGGGAGAGUCUACUUUAAAUGUGAGUAGUGCUUACGCGCCUCAAGUGGGUUUGAACGAGGAGAUUAAGAGGCAUUUCUGGGAAGACCUUGAUGGGUUGGACUGUGGUAUUCCACACACCGAGAAGUAA
Molecule: messenger RNA, 366 nt
Organism: Nicotiana tabacum (common tobacco)
Lineage: Eukaryota; Viridiplantae; Streptophyta; Magnoliopsida; Solanales; Solanaceae
Source: RefSeq, a predicted model, not a curated record